ACUGUAUAGUGGAGUACCCACUCCCACUCCACACACACAGUACACAUUUUCUUUCUAUAGCUUUCUUCAUAGUUAUUACAGACUCAUUACAUUCAAUAACUGAUUCCCACCUACCGAAUUUCCCUUUUUUUUUUUUAAUUUAAUUAUUUAUAUAGAGGAAUCAUUUGUGAUGCUAGUGACCAAUUCCCUUGAGAAGAUGGCCAUUCCUUUACUCUUGUCUCUUUCAUUUCCUCUCUUCGCAUUUAUUACCUAUUUUACAUUGUAGACUUGUAGUGUAGUGUCAUCUUCUUUACAGUUAACGAAAUAAAAAAAAAAAAAAUUGGGGUUGGCUUGAUUGGAAUUGGAUUUUUUCCCCCAAUUACAAUUUCUUGAUUCUUUGGUGGGUUUUAGUUAAAAAUUUGAUCUUUGUUCUUGCCCAUUUAUUUCUCAUAUUCUCUUUGUUGGGAGUGUUGUAAUUGGUUGUUUUUUUUCCUAUGUUUCUGUAAUUUUGUGAGCCCAAUUAGCACUUCUUGAAUGUGCUGUGUUGUAUUACAAAGAAUGCAGACCGUUUGUUUUGUGUUGAUGCUGUUACUGUUACUACUAGAAUUGACAGUGGGAGAAUCAGACAUUGAUGCACUUCUGCAACUCAGAAGAGGAAUCCACACAGACAAUUCAGUUGAAGUUCUUGCUUCAUGGGAUUCCAACUCACUAGCAUCCGAUGGUUGUCCUAAGAAUUGGUACGGCAUCGCCUGUAGCAGCGGCCGCGUGACUUCGAUCGCGUUGAACGAUUUAGGCCUAAUCGGGGAAUUCGAUUUUCUCGCCGUUUCGUCACUCCAAAUGCUUCAGAACUUAUCUUUGUCUAAUAAUCAGUUCAGUGGAGCCAUCGCAAAAGAAAUCGGUUCGAUUCAAUCACUGCAAAAUUUAGACUUUUCGCGAAAUUCGUUCGCGGGUUCGAUCCCUUCUGAAUUGACUGCGUUGGAAAACUUAGUGGCGUUGAAUGUUUCGUCGAACGAAAUGGUGGGAGAGAUUCCAUCUGGUUUCGGUAGUUUAAAGAAGUUGAAGUUUCUUGAUUUUCACUCCAACGGUUUUGUGGGAGAUGUGAUGGGAAUUUUGGGUCAAUUGGGAGAUGUGGCGUACGUUGAUCUAAGCGUUAACCGUUUUUCGGGCUCGUUGGAUCUUGGAGCAGGGAAUCCCGAUUUUAUUUCUUCGGUUAAUUAUCUAAAUGUUAGUCAUAAUAACUUGAGUGGCGAGCUAUUUCCUCACGAUGGAAUACCGUAUUUCGACAGCCUCGAGGUUUUUGAUGCUAGCGACAAUGGUUUUCUUGGAAAUUUACCGUCGUUCAGUUUCGUGGUUUCGCUCCGAGUUAUUAAGCUCGGCAAUAAUCAGUUAUCGGGGUCGUUGCCUGAAGGCCUUCUGCAAGAGAGCUCAAUGAUCUUGUCUGAAUUGGAUCUAAGCCAUAAUCGGCUCGAAGGUCCGAUUGGAAGUAUAAGUUCGGAGAAUCUAAGGAAUCUAAAUUUAUCCUCGAAUCGUCUGUCGGGCCCACUUCCUAUAAGAAUAGGACAUUGUGCCGUUAUAGAUCUUAGCAACAAUAUGUUCUCAGGUAACCUCUCGAGAAUCCAGAGUUGGGGAAAUUAUAUCGAAAUUAUUGACUUAAGCUCUAACAAAUUGACCGGUUCCUUACCGAACCAAACAUCCCAGUUCUUGAGGCUCACUUCGUUAAGAAUUUCCAACAACUCGUUAGAAGGCGUUCUUACACCCGUACUAGGAACUUAUCCGGAACUAGAAAAUGUCGAUUUUAGCGUCAACAAGUUGACCGGUUCACUCCCACCGAUACUAUUCACCUCAACAAAGCUGACCGAUGUUAAUUUAUCUUCGAACAACUUUUCCGGUACGAUACCUAUUUCCGAUGCAUCGGGCCCACCACAAAACUACAGCUUGGCAUCUCUCGAUCUGUCGAAUAAUGAACUUACUGGUAUAUUGCCUGACGAGCUCGGAAGGUUCCGGAGCAUUGUGUUUCUUGAUCUUUCCAAGAAUCUUCUAGAUGGCGGCAUCCCGAACGGUUUACCGGAAACAAUGAAGGGGUUUAAUGUAUCGUACAAUAAUCUCUCGGGAGUUGUUCCUCAGAGCUUGCAGAGAUUCACUUCUUCGUCUUUCCGCCCCGGAAAUUACUAUCUUACCCUUCCAAACGAGGCUUCCUCAACUAAAGGUGGUAAUAGUAUAAGUUUGAAAGGGCAUAAUUCUCGAUUGAAAUCCGCAAUUAGAGCUGCCCUUAUUGCUGGCCUGGUAGGUGGAGUAUCGGCAAUAGUUUUACUAGCGUUAAUGAUCUACUGCAGAGUCAACCGAGACGGGAAUAAGUCAACUCCGAGAGAAACCGGUGGAAAGAAAGUUUUAUCUUCCGCCGGAGUAGAAUCUGCCGCUCAGUCCGGUGAUGUUUUACCAGCUGCAACGAGCCCGAAAGAUACCGAAUCAAGAAUGAAAACCGAAAUUUUAACUUCGGAAAAUAAUGCACCGGAAAAAUUGGCGGGAGAUUUAAAUCUUUUCGACAGCUCGUUGAAGCUGACCCCGGAAGAGCUAUCUUCCGCCCCGGCGGAAGCUAUAGGUAUGAGCUGCCACGGUACGCUGUACAAGGCGGUGCUUUCCUCCGGCCAAGUGCUGGCGGUGAAAUUGCUCAAAGAAGGAAUAGCCAAAGGCAGAAAGGAGUUUGCUAGAGAAGCGAAGAAACUAGGGAAUAUUAGGCAUCCGAAUCUAGUGUCUCUUCAGGGAUUCUAUUGGGGUCCACGCGAGCACGAGAAGCUGAUCAUAUCGAAAUACGUCGACGCUCCUUGUUUGGCUCUCUAUCUUCAUGGGCCAACGGAUUCAAGAACAACCCCUCCUCUAUCUCUUGCCGACAGGCUAAAGAUCGCGGUGGAUGUAUCCGGCUGUCUUACGUACCUACAUACAGAAAGCACCAUACCUCACGGCAACCUCAAAUCCACAAACAUUCUAAUCGAAUUUCCCGACAUAAACGUGCUCUUAACCGACUACACUCUCCACCGGCUACUAACGCCGUCCGGAAUAUCCGAGCAAGUUUUAAAUGCGGCCGCUCUAGGCUAUCUGCCGCCGGAGUUCACCACCACCAGCAAGCCUUGCCCUUCGCUCAAGAGCGAUGUAUAUGCGUUCGGAGUUGUGUUGUUGGAGCUUUUGACCGGAAGAAGCUCGGCCGAUAUUAUACCCGGGACACACGAGGUGGUGGAUCUAUCGGAGUGGGUGGGGUCCAUGGCUGCGGAGGAUCGGGCCUUCGAGUGCUUUGAUCGGGCCUUUGUGGGCCCGCAGCAAGUGGUUACGGAGAGUGUCGGGAGGAAUCUUGAUUUGAUGCUUUGCGUUGCUUUGAAGUGCGUGCUUCCGGCCGAUGAACGGCCUGAUAUGAAGGUGGUUUUCGAGGAGCUUUCUUGUGUGGUGUUGUGAUUGGUGGACGUAGGAAGUUGGGGAAUUUUUAUUGAGAUUUUAGUGUAGGGUAUUUUUUUUAAUUAAUUUUUAUUUAUUUAAUUGUUUUGUGAUUAAUGAGUAGGGUUGUGUAGGUGGAAUUGAAUUGAUUCUUUUCAGUUGGCCAAAAUUCAGAUUCUUGUACAUUGUUACUUGAUCAUUCUUUUUAGUCACUAUAAAGUCAUUGUUACUUG
Molecule: messenger RNA, 3635 nt
Organism: Erythranthe guttata (spotted monkey flower)
Lineage: Eukaryota; Viridiplantae; Streptophyta; Magnoliopsida; Lamiales; Phrymaceae
Product: Leucine-rich repeat protein kinase family protein
Biological process (GO): protein phosphorylation
Molecular function (GO): protein binding; ATP binding; protein kinase activity
Source: RefSeq, a predicted model, not a curated record